Messenger RNA from Glycine soja, 2044 nucleotides. RefSeq names its product teosinte glume architecture 1-like. The record is from RefSeq and is a predicted model, not a curated record. The transcript has 4 exons. The coding region runs from base 680 to 1777 and encodes 365 amino acids. Gene Ontology annotation, molecular function: DNA binding. NCBI's taxonomy places the organism in Eukaryota, Viridiplantae, Streptophyta, Magnoliopsida, Fabales, Fabaceae. Gene Ontology annotation, cellular component: nucleus.
UAAUUUUUUGUUGAGUAAAGGUAGUUGGUUCCCAUUGAUCCAGCGUCUGCCUCUUACUCCACAUCUAGAGCUCAUUGAAUUAUAGUUGGUGACCUACUUUUUUUUCACUCCAACUAGAUCUUUCUCCCCUCUAAGAGAAGCAUCAAACAUGGGUCUUGCACCUUCUAUGCCCAUUUUCUUGGAGGCUUAUCCGCAGCAAUGAGAAUUUAAGAGAUUUAAGAUUUAGAUAACUACGUGUGUUAGAAAACAACAAAAGUUCGUGAAUUGACAUUAAUUUCUUUUCAACCCCUUUGAGGGCCAAGUUGCUUUGAGGGGAUGACGUGACGUCCAUGUCUAUAAUCUUUCAGAAUAUCUUCUAAUAUCCAUCUCUUUUUAUUUAUUUUCUUUCAAUUUUUUUUUCUAUGCAAUCUUUUAAAAUUGAUGCAUUUAUUCUUUUGGCUUCCUCUGAGAACCCAAUUCUAAUAUCCCUCUUGUGUGUUGAAUUGAUUGACCCCUUUAUCCUGUUUUGGUUCCCAACAAGUCAAAGUCUUCUUCAGCUUUGUGGUGAAAACAAACACCAAGGGGAUUCAAAUUCAAGUUCUGAUUCCUUUGUGAGUGCCUUACACAAGUUUAGGUUUGGUUUGGCAUCAUAAAAGGGACAUAAAGCAAAAAAUAGUUUUGUGGGGAGCAACUGUUGGUUAUGGAUUGGGAUGGGAAAGAGUUUGCUUGGGAUCCACGUGGGUUGGAGCUGCUGGCCAAUGGUGAAGGCCAGAAGAGUGAAGCAGCUUCAGUGGAUUUGAGGCUUGGUGGGGAAAAAAUAGCCCCAGAUGUUGCUAAAGACACAAAAGAAUCGAAAACCGUGUCAUCGCCAUCUGGUUCGUCGAAAAGAUCCCGCCUUCAGAAUGGAUCACAGAACAUGUGUUGUUCUGUUGAUGGAUGCAAUUCUGACCUCAGUGAUUGCAGAGAUUAUCACAGGCGCCAUAGGGUCUGCGAAAAGCACUCCAAAACCCCGGUUGUGUUGGUGGGGGGGAAACAACAGAGGUUCUGCCAACAAUGCAGCAGGUUUCAUUCACUUGGGGAGUUUGAUGAGGUUAAGAGGAGUUGUAGGAAACGGCUUGACGGGCAUAACAGGCGCCGGAGGAAACCUCAGCCACCGUCUCUUUUCAUGGCUGCUGAGAAGUUCAUGUACAAUUACAAAGGACCUAGAAUCCUACACUUUGGUAGCCCUGAGGCUUAUGCCAACCCUAUUAUGAGAAACAUGUGGCCUGCUGCUGCCAAAACUGGAGCUGAAUCUGGUUAUGAUCCUCCUCGACUUUUAUACAGAAUCGACAAGCAUAAGCAAGAUAAGGGACAUCCUCUUUGGCAAGAAAAUGACCCUAAAGUAGGCAGUGGUGAUGAAGCAAUGCCGGGAACUCCCAUUUGUCAGCCUAUUCAUGGCACCAUUGCCCCAUCAACGGGUGGAAAGAGCACCCGAAAGCUCUCUACAGAUGCAAAACCUGGAUCCUUUGACUCAGGUUGUGCUCUCUAUCUUCUGUCAACACUUCAGUCACAAAGUCCAGAGUUGAGUAUGGCGCAAUCUAGCAUCACCUGUCCAAUGCAAUCUCCAUCCGGAUCUGUGCAUUUUGAUGCUGUGAAUGAGUAUUCAUGCUCAGAAACGGAAAAAGAUAAGCCCAGUGGUCAAGUAUUGGUUUUUGAUGCAAACACAACCAACCUUCAUUACAACGGAAUGCUGCAGAUGGGGCUGGAUGGAUUGGUUGAAAAUGAGGACCCACUGACACUUCCCUUCUUGUGGGAGUAGGUAGCUAACUAAGUGGUUAUGUCUUUGUUGGGAAAUUUUUGGAUUCAAAACCUUGUGAGUGUACUCCAAUGAUUAAAGCUUAAACUUGUUGAAGCUUUCAAUAAGGGUCCUUUGUGGCUGUCAAUCUUGUUGUGGUAGCACAAUUGAUUAUGCGGCGGAUGAUGAAAUCGAUUGUAUGCCGAUAACUAUGUUCUUUCAGUUGUCUUGAGAUCAGUUUGAACAGUUCAGAAAUUAUUUUCUUUAGUGAAAGAUUUUCAAUUUCAUUGA